AUGAUGAAGUUUGCCGCUGCCUCGCUCGCUUUUGCUGCUCUUGCGGUUGCUCAGAAUGACCCGUCUAUCAACUCUCCGGCCUCGGUUGUCCAGUGCCAACCCAUUCAGCUCUCUUGGACAGCAACCAAGGUGCCGGUCUACAUUUCGAUCAUUCCCGGUGGCCAACCCGGAGCCGCCCCAUUGCAUGACUUUGGGGUUCAAGAACCAAAUAAAAAGUCAUUGACCUGGACGGUGAAUCAGCCUGCUGGGACAGAUGUCACAUUCCAGAUUAAGGACGCUGAUGGCGCAGUAGCCUAUUCAGCUACCACACCUAUCCAAAACAGUAGCGAUUCUAGCUGUCUUAAAGGGGGGUCUUCGGCUCCGGCCCAACUCGCCCCAGGCACGACUGGCGCUUCAUCUUCAACCCAAGCCCCUCCACCCGCAACCACCCCCGCCGGUACCCCUCCAGCUGGAACCUCCACCUCCUCAGGAAACACUUCCACGCGUCCUCCAGCGACUGCCACUUCCGUACCUACCCCUAGUAGCACCAACGCUCCCGCCGCAAACGGCGCUCUCCCCAUCGCUCAAGCAGGAUGGACCGGCCUAAUCGGUCUCUUGGCCGCUCUCAUCGUUGCCUGA
Messenger RNA from Rhizoctonia solani, 618 nucleotides. RefSeq lists its product as uncharacterized. The transcript is spliced from 4 exons. The record is from RefSeq and is a predicted model, not a curated record. NCBI's taxonomy places the organism in Eukaryota, Fungi, Basidiomycota, Agaricomycetes, Cantharellales, Ceratobasidiaceae. The coding region runs from base 1 to 618 and encodes 205 amino acids.